Molecule: messenger RNA, 997 nt
Organism: Saitoella complicata NRRL Y-17804
Lineage: Eukaryota; Fungi; Ascomycota; Saitoellomycetes; Saitoellales; Saitoellaceae
Product: transaldolase
Exons: 2
Coding region: 23-997 (324 amino acids)
Biological process (GO): pentose-phosphate shunt, non-oxidative branch; pentose-phosphate shunt; carbohydrate metabolic process
Cellular component (GO): cytoplasm; intracellular anatomical structure
Molecular function (GO): transaldolase activity
Source: RefSeq, a predicted model, not a curated record
AACACAGUCAAAAAUAAAUAAAAUGGUUUCCGCCCUUGACGCCCUUAAGCAGACCGGUACCGUCGUCGUCGCCGACUCCGGUGACUUCAACACCAUCGCCGAGUACAAGCCCCAAGAUGCCACCACCAACCCUUCCCUCAUCCUCGCCGCCGCCAAAUCCGACGCUUACGCUCCCCUCGUCAACGCCGCCGUCGAGUACGGCAAGAAGCACGACGGUUCCCUCGAGGACAAGGUCGAGGCCACCCUCGACCGCCUCCUCGUCGAGUUCGGUAAGGAGAUCUUGAAGAUCGUUCCCGGCCGUGUCUCCACCGAGGUCGACGCCUCCCUUUCCUUCGACAAGCAGGCCACCAUCAACAAGGCCUUGCACUUGAUCAACCUCUACAAGGAGGCGGGUAUCGACAAGGACCGUAUCUUGAUCAAGAUCGCUUCCACCUGGGAGGGUAUCCAGGCCGCUCGCGAGCUCGAGUCUAAGCACGAUAUCCACUGUAACCUCACCCUCCUCUUCGCCCAGGUCCAGGCCAUCGCUUGUGCCGAGGCUGGUAUCACCCUUAUCUCCCCCUUCGUCGGCCGUAUCCUCGACUACUACGUGGCCAAGAACGGUGGCAAGAAGUACGAGUCCCACGAGGACCCCGGAGUCUUGUCCGUCACCAAGAUUUUCAACUACUACAAGCAGCACGGAUACAAGACCAUCGUCAUGGGUGCAUCUUUCCGUAACAUCGGUGAGAUCAAGGAGUUGGCUGGAUGUGAUUACCUCACUAUCUCUCCUUCCCUUCUUAAGGAGUUGGCUGCUUCUGAGGAGCCUGUGGAGCAGAAGUUGAAGUCUGAGGAGGCUGCUAACGACAAGAUGGAGAAGGUCUCUUUCGUCGAUGACGAGGCCAAAUUCAGAUUCGAGUUCAACGAGGAUGAGAUGGCUGUUUCCAAGUUGUCUGAGGGUAUCAGGAAGUUCGCUGCUGAUGCUAUUGUCCUUAAGGACUUGCUUAAGGCUAAGCUCCAGUAA